Aspergillus campestris IBT 28561 is the source of this 480-nucleotide messenger RNA. RefSeq lists its product as uncharacterized. Lineage: Eukaryota; Fungi; Ascomycota; Eurotiomycetes; Eurotiales; Aspergillaceae. The transcript is spliced from 2 exons. The record is from RefSeq and is a predicted model, not a curated record. The coding region runs from base 25 to 408 and encodes 127 amino acids.
AGCGGGUCUGUCUACCUUGCGAUAAUGCCUCCCUGCAGAACCUGUACUCCACUUUCCGGGGCUGAUCAAUCGCAGCCAUCUAUGAAUACGAACACCUCUCUACCAGCAUUCACCGACCCUCCUGGCUGGACCUCCCAUCCCCCUAGUCCCACCCUCUACCACGAAGAAUGGAUCGGCCCCAACUCAAACGGGCAAGUCAUCGCCGAGUCCUACGAUCUUGAACCAGGCCAGCCGGUAAUAGAGGAUACCGAGGGAUGGCACACUAUCUUCAACUCCGGCGAUAAGUUCUAUCUGUGGGGACGGUUGGGCGAUGAGGUUGAGGAGUUUGUGGAGGGGGAUAUACUUGUGAUUGUGGAGGCUAUUAGGAGAGAUGGGUUGAGGGGGUUGGAGAGGAGGGGUCUUGGUUGAUUUAUUUUUCAUGAAUGGGGGGAUAUAUAACUCUGAUUGUAUCAUGAUUCAUGAGGGUAAGUUAACUUGUUU